CCUCGCAUAUAGUCAUCUGUCUGGGUGUAGACACAGAGGCACAGCCCUGCAGCACUCUCCCUUUUUCCCAGCUCCACUUCACUUCUUUUCUCUGCAAAGAUGAUGAAAGGUAUGAUCAUCAAGAACAUGUCCUUCAAAGUUGGACAAACCCUGACUAUUAUUGGAGUAGCUAAACCUGAUGCUACAGAUUUUGCCGUGAACAUUGGCCCUAAUGAGAAGGACAUCACCCUGCACAUUAACCCUCGAUUUAACGCCUAUGAAGACGAGAACGUAGUGGUCUGCAAUUCCUUUGAAAGAGGCAAAUGGUGUGAGGAGGUCCGCGAGGGAACCUUUCCUUUCCAGCAAGGACAGGAGUUCAAGAUCACCAUCGAAUUCACCCCAGCUGAGUUUGUCGUGACCUUAUCAGAUGGCUAUAAAAUCCACUUUACCAACCGCUUGGGUGCAGAGAAGUACUCCGUCAUCAGCUUUGAUGGGAAGUCUCGCAUCCAGAGCGUGGAAAUCAAGUAAAACUCUGUCCUCUGGAAAGUACCUGAACUGGACUGAUACUCGGUCGCAUCACAUGUUGCCCAUGUGUUUUCAAAUCCCUCAUAAGAUUUUCCUCCGCAUUUAGCAUUUAGCAAAUUCUAUGUCAUGUUUAGGCUUGUUGAGACCAGAUGCAAUCACACAUGAAAAUAAAAAUAAAGGUAGAGAGAUUCUGUAAUCAAGGAGUAAGAAUCUUAGGAUUAGCAAGGAGAAAGAUGUAAACAAGUUUUGUAAAUGGUACACCUUUUGUUUUUGUAAUGUAUUAACUGGCCAAAGACCUUACAAAUCAUGGUGAUGUUAGAGUGUUAUUAGGAUUUUACCCAUGAAUACACAUUAAUUGUUUUUUUUUUUGUUUUUAGUUUAUGGAUCUACCAGUUUUCCUUGACAUUCCAUUGGUAUCACAUUGUUUAGCGGUAGCAACAUCCACUAAAACCUGUCCGUGUAAAAACCAUAAACACAAAAUUUCAAACAUGUCAAGAGUUCUUUUCUUGCCCAAUAAAAUCUCAGUUUUUGUGCAACCCA
Messenger RNA from Fundulus heteroclitus (mummichog), 1044 nucleotides. It is a transcript of the gene lgals2a, whose product is annotated as lectin, galactoside-binding, soluble, 2a. The transcript is spliced from 4 exons. The coding region runs from base 100 to 507 and encodes 135 amino acids. NCBI's taxonomy places the organism in Eukaryota, Metazoa, Chordata, Actinopteri, Cyprinodontiformes, Fundulidae. The record is from RefSeq and is a predicted model, not a curated record. Gene Ontology annotation, molecular function: galactoside binding; carbohydrate binding; laminin binding.